Molecule: messenger RNA, 594 nt
Organism: Schizophyllum commune H4-8
Lineage: Eukaryota; Fungi; Basidiomycota; Agaricomycetes; Agaricales; Schizophyllaceae
Exons: 4
Coding region: 1-594 (197 amino acids)
Source: RefSeq, a predicted model, not a curated record
AUGACCAAGAAUGACAUCCUUGUCCUGGACACACUGGAGACGAAUGAGUACCUCGGAGACGAGCUGAUCAACAAAGGGGACAGCGGGGACGAGGAUGAGCUCGACAUACCGGAAGCCCUCAUUCCGCCGAAUCCUGAAGACCAAGAUCAACUGCCCGAUCAGAUACACCCUUCGUACCCAUACGGUAACCCACUGAGCAUCAAGCAUCCCUCGUCCAGACCCCAAGAGGCCAAUGACAUAACCAAACGCGGCGUCUACGAAGCUCUUGGAUAUCCAGGCUAUCAUACAGACCUGCAAGAGUCGAACGUAUGGCGAGAGUUGGCUUUAGGCGCCUACACAUACCUCAUGCUGAACUUGCCGCCUGCAGACGAGCUCUUUCCCGUCGACGACGCCCACGAGAUGGCCGCGCGACAAACUCAGGCGCGCAAGAUGGCCUCUGGCGCAACGGCGCAAGGUUCUGGCAACCCAGCACCCGCUCCCCCACUGCCGCCCAGCGCCGCCGAGGGCGAAAGUGCCUCGGAAGAGGAAGAAGAUGACGAAGUCGAAGAAGACGAGGACGAAGAGGUCGAGGAAGGCGAUGAGAGUGAACCGUGA